Molecule: messenger RNA, 2169 nt
Organism: Homo sapiens (human)
Lineage: Eukaryota; Metazoa; Chordata; Mammalia; Primates; Hominidae
Gene: PIPOX
Product: pipecolic acid and sarcosine oxidase
Exons: 8
Coding region: 86-1258 (390 amino acids)
Biological process (GO): amino acid catabolic process; L-lysine catabolic process
Cellular component (GO): peroxisome; peroxisomal matrix
Molecular function (GO): L-pipecolate oxidase activity; oxidoreductase activity, acting on the CH-NH group of donors, oxygen as acceptor; oxidoreductase activity
Source: RefSeq, marked validated
GCCUUCCUCCUCGUCCUUUAGCCGGGAGCCUGUCUUUGCUUGCCUUUGCCUUUGAGGCUCUGUGGCUGUGGGGCUGAGUGGCAUCAUGGCGGCUCAGAAAGAUCUCUGGGACGCCAUUGUGAUUGGGGCGGGGAUCCAGGGCUGCUUCACUGCAUACCACCUGGCCAAACACAGGAAGAGGAUCCUCCUGCUGGAGCAGUUCUUUCUACCACACUCCCGAGGAAGCUCCCAUGGACAAAGCCGGAUAAUCCGAAAGGCGUACCUGGAAGACUUUUACACCCGGAUGAUGCAUGAGUGCUAUCAGAUAUGGGCCCAGCUGGAGCACGAGGCUGGAACCCAAUUGCACAGGCAGACUGGAUUACUGCUGCUGGGAAUGAAAGAGAAUCAAGAAUUAAAGACAAUCCAGGCCAAUCUGUCGAGGCAGAGGGUAGAACACCAGUGUCUUUCAUCUGAGGAACUGAAGCAACGUUUCCCAAAUAUUCGGUUGCCCAGGGGAGAAGUGGGGCUCUUGGACAAUUCCGGAGGAGUUAUCUAUGCAUAUAAGGCCCUCAGAGCCCUGCAGGAUGCAAUUCGACAGCUAGGAGGCAUAGUGCGUGACGGAGAGAAGGUGGUGGAGAUAAACCCAGGGCUACUGGUCACGGUGAAAACCACCUCCAGGAGCUACCAAGCUAAGAGCUUGGUCAUCACAGCAGGUCCUUGGACCAACCAGCUCCUCCGUCCCCUGGGCAUUGAGAUGCCUCUCCAGACCCUGCGGAUCAACGUGUGUUACUGGCGAGAGAUGGUUCCUGGGAGCUAUGGUGUGUCCCAGGCCUUUCCGUGCUUCCUGUGGCUGGGCUUGUGUCCCCACCACAUCUACGGACUGCCCACAGGAGAGUACCCAGGGCUGAUGAAGGUCAGCUAUCACCACGGCAACCACGCAGACCCUGAGGAGCGGGACUGCCCCACAGCACGCACAGACAUCGGAGACGUCCAGAUCCUGAGCAGCUUUGUCAGAGAUCACUUACCUGAUCUGAAGCCCGAGCCUGCUGUCAUUGAGAGCUGCAUGUACACGAAUACCCCUGAUGAGCAGUUCAUUCUCGAUCGCCACCCAAAGUAUGACAACAUUGUCAUUGGUGCUGGAUUCUCUGGGCACGGGUUCAAGCUGGCCCCUGUGGUGGGGAAGAUCCUGUAUGAAUUAAGCAUGAAAUUAACACCAUCUUAUGACUUGGCACCUUUUCGAAUCAGCCGUUUCCCAAGCCUGGGCAAAGCCCACCUUUGACCUCUGGCCAGAAGCCUCCCUUCUGUGCACAGGAGCCAGUUUCACAGAUGGAGAAGAUGUCUCAGAUGAAGGGAGUGUCCCUGAGAUAUCAUCCUUUUCUUCUGCCUCGCCUGAAUCCCCCAUAAACACCAGAUGAUUGAGUCUACCUUCUUUCCUUGGCCCGCUCCCUUUUUCUUCUGCCUCACUUGAAUCCCCCGUAAACACCAGACGAUUGAGUCUACCUUCUUUUCUUGGCCACCUCCCCAUUCACAACUACUUUCUCGCUCCCAGAAGGUUGAUCAGAUAUUCUACAAUCACAGAGUAGCAAGGACGUUUGAGAUGGGUAUAUCAGUAAGAAGAGGGCACAAGAACUGGCUCUGGAGACCAAAGCAGUUGUUAAAAAUUCUCUUUGCUGGGGGCCGGGUGUGGUGGCUCACACCUGUAAUCUCGGCACUUUGGGGGGCUGAGACAGGCGGAUCACCUGAGGCCAGGAAUUCAAGACCAGCCUGGCCAACAUGGUGAAACCCUAUCUCCACUAAAAAUACAAAAUUAGCUGGGUGUGGUGGCGCAUGCCUGUAAUCCCAGCUACUUGGGAGACUGAGGCAAGAGAAUCACUUGAACCCGGGAGGUGGAGGUGGCAGUGAGCCGAGAUUGCGCCAUUGCACUCCAGCCUGGGCAAAAAGAGUGAGACUCUGUCUCAAAAAAAAAACAAAACAAAAAAAACCUCUUUGCUGGUAUAUUUGAAGAGCUUGGGAUGGAUUUGACUAAAUCUGCCCCGAGGAGGGUGAACAAGGUGAUCUCAGAGAUCACUACUGCUCUUGGAGUUCCUUCUCCUAAAGCUAAGGCCAGCCUCCAUCACAAAUGCCCAUAAAAUCUGGCUCGUCUUUGAUGAACAAUAAAUAUUUGUUGAACAAAUAAAUAACUGCCCUGCA